Messenger RNA from Rotaria sp. Silwood2, 2480 nucleotides. NCBI's taxonomy places the organism in Eukaryota, Metazoa, Rotifera, Eurotatoria, Philodinida, Philodinidae. The record is from the annotation of a GenBank genome assembly.
AUGAAGAAAUUUUUAAAACAUUUUGAUAAUCAAGAGUUAAAGACAGAUUUAUCAGCAAAAAUUAUUUCAUCAUGUACGCCAUCGAAGCAAUCGGGAAAUGCUAAUUGUCAAGAUACUUUUAUGGACUGUUUACGAACUCAAAUGUUAAUCACUGCUUUUGAAAAAUUACCAAAAUUUUCUGGUAAAUCGAAACAAAAUGUAUUUAAUUGGUUACAAGAAAUUCAAAAAACAAUGAAUAUAUUUAAAUUAACAGAUAAUGAAAAAUUGCUUUAUAUAUCUUUAUGUUUAGAAGGUGUUGCAAAAGAUUGGUUUUUUGAUUAUGUGGAUUCAUUUUUAACAUGGGCAUCUUUUCUGGAAAAAUUUAUAAAAAUAUUUAAAUUACCCAGGUAUACUGAUAAUUUAUUUGAUCCAUUAUGUCUUUUUGAAAAUUAUAUUAAACAAAAUACUAAACAAUGCUGUUUUGAAUUUAUGAAUUUACAUAAAGAAGAAAAUAAUAUAACUCCACAAGCCAUUCCUUUAAUUGAAAAAAAUCGAUUUACUUUUCAUUCACCAACAGAUAAACAAUAUAUUGCAACAUCAACAAAUAUUAAUAGUGAAGAUACAAGUAUGUUUCUUGGAUCUAUUAAAUCUGAUCUUGAUCAACCAGUUUCUCAACAAUUAUCCGAGGUGAAUCCAAUAGCUUUUGAAACAAAAGAAGAAACAUUAAAUAGUGAAGAUGAACGAGAAAGAUCAACUAUUCAAACACAAAAGGUUGAUUUAGCUCCAAUGUAUGAUGAAUCAUUCAAUGUUUUAAGUUUGGAAAAAUUAACACCUGAUGAUAUUAAUAUUGUUUCCGAUGGUCGCGAUGUUUUUAAAAAUUUUGGCAUUACAACUUAUAAUUCGAUUAUUGCAACUGAUACUGUAUUUAAUGUGAUACAAUAUUCAUUAAAUAUGCAUAAUGAACCUAUAAUAACUGAAAUACGUCGUCAAGCAAACAUUACAACAACAACACAAAUGAUCUUACUCAAAAUUAAAAUAGCGUUCGACGUAAAAAUUUACAAAAACAUUUUGAAAAUUUAUUGGCUAAUGAACCGGCCGUUUGAUCCUGGUGGUGUAGUGUCGGUCAAGCAAGCUUUUGGCUUUAUUUGCUUGACCUGUACUGUGGGGGGAGGUGUUAGGAUCCGCCAUCUAUAUAUCUUAUAUAGAUGGACGAUCCUCCUUCUUAUUCUUCUUCUUUCUCUUCUCUCUCUCUCUUCCAGUAGUUGUUGUUGUUGUGUAUACUGUGUGUGUGGUGUAUAUGUUAUAGAUGGUGAUCUAAGGUCGAUCUAUUGUUUUUGUUAUUAUUUGUUUUUUCCUUUUUUCCAUCUUUUUGUGAACAGUUUAGGUUCUUCUAUAUUAUUUUAAAUAAAGAAAGUACGGAACCUAACAAUGCUGAUCAAUUUUCCUUUCGCAUGAGAUACUCGAUCAGCUGACUGACUUCCAAGGUUUGCUUCGAAAUGAGAAAAACAUGUGAAUAGAACUAUCGUUAUCAAUGUUGCUUUCCCUCUAAUGUUCAAUCAGCACAGCGGAUCCGAAGAUUUCUUCGAAGUCUGGCAAAGAGGUGAACAUAAAUCUCGUUAUGAGUGUUGCUUUAGCAUGUAAUAUUCGAUCAGCUGAUCAAGUCAAAAGGUUUGCAUCGAAGUAAGAAAGAGAUCCGCAUGGAAGUCUAUUUAUCACUAUUUCUUUGACACGUGAUGCUCGAUCAGCAGACCGAGUCGCAAGGUUUGCUUCGAAGUGAACAAAAUAGGUGAACAGAAGUAUAUUGAUGAAUGUUCAUUUCAGCUGUGAUGCUCGAUCACCAGGUCAAGUUCCAAGGUUUCUGUCGUAGUGAGCAAAAGAGAUGAAGAGAAGUAUUAUUAUGAAUGUUCAUUAUCUGUGUGCCGUUUGAUCAGCAAACCGAGUCGCAAUGUUUGCUUCGAUGUAAGUAAAGUAAGUGGGCAGAAUUCUAGUUAUGAAUGUUCUUUUCCCAUGCGUCUUUCGAACAACUCAACAAACUGUACCGUCUACUUUGACGUAAGCAAAAGAGACGAAAACAAGUGUGCUUAUCAAUCUUCCUUUCGCCUGCCAUGUUCGAUCAGCUCUCAAGUCGUCAGAUUUCCUUCGAAGUAAACAAAACAGGUGAACAGCACUCUUCUCAGUAAUAUUCCACGGUAAUGUCAUGUAUUGUCAGUUGACCGACUCGCAAGGUUUCCUUCGAAUUGACGAAAAGAGCUGAACAGAAGCUUCUUGGCUAAUGCUUCUUUGGCAUUUGAUGCUCGCUUAGCUAGCCCCGUCGGCAGCUUUUGUUCAAUGUGAGGAAAAGAGAUGAACACAAGUCUUCUUACGAAUGUGCCUUUGUCAUGCCAUGAUCGAUCUGCUGCCCGAGUGGUGAGUUUUGCUUCAAAGUGACCAAACUACUGUGCACUGUUUUUUUAUACUUCUAAGGGAAUCUUGCGACUCAAUCAAUUGAUAGAACAUCACAU